Messenger RNA from Acanthosepion pharaonis, 744 nucleotides. The record is from the annotation of a GenBank genome assembly. NCBI's taxonomy places the organism in Eukaryota, Metazoa, Mollusca, Cephalopoda, Sepiida, Sepiidae.
AUGGGUUGUUCUAAACGUUUGAAACCGGCUGAAUCUUUAUCUAUACAUUUUAUUAUUUCAAAUAUCUAUCUAUCUAUCUAUCUAUCUAUCUAUCUAUCUAUCUAUCUAUCUAUCUAUCUAUCUAUCUAUCGUUUCCUGCAAACUAGUUGGAACAUUCCUAUACUUGUUUGCGGCGGCACUACGACACUUCUUCACUUGAUAGGCUGCUAUGUUUCCUUCGUUGAAUUCGGUGCUCUCCCUCCUCACGCCCUCUCUCUCUCUCUCUAUCUAUCUAUCUAUCUAAAUAUAUAUGUCUCAUUCUUUCAAUCUAUCUAUCUAUCUAUCUAUCUAUCUCUCUCUCUCUCUCUCUAUAUAUAUAUAUAUAUAUAUAAAGCUCUAUUUCUAGCAUUCUUUCAAUCUAUCUAUCUAUCUAUCUAUCUAUCUAUCUAUCUAUCUAUCUAUCUAUCUAUCACAGUCUUAUUCUUUCAAUCUAUCUAUCUAUCUAUCUAUCUAUCUAUCUAUCUAUCUAUCUAUCUCUCUCUCUAUAUAUAUACAUAUAUAAAUAAAGCUCUUUCUAGCAUUCUUUCAAUCUAUCUAUCUAUCUAUCUAUCUAUCUAUCUAUCUAUCUAUCUCUCUCUCUCUCUCUCUAUAUAUAUAUAUAUAUAUAUAUAUAUAUAUAUAAAAGCUCUAUUUCUAGCAUUCUUUCAAUCUAUCUAUCUAUCUAUCUAUCUAUCUAUCUAUCUAUCUAUAUCUAUAUAUAUAUAA